Trichechus manatus latirostris (Florida manatee) is the source of this 2034-nucleotide messenger RNA. It is a transcript of the gene TRABD2A, whose product is annotated as TraB domain containing 2A. Gene Ontology annotation, molecular function: metalloendopeptidase activity. Gene Ontology annotation, biological process: negative regulation of Wnt signaling pathway. The record is from RefSeq and is a predicted model, not a curated record. Lineage: Eukaryota; Metazoa; Chordata; Mammalia; Sirenia; Trichechidae. Gene Ontology annotation, cellular component: membrane.
AUGAGACCUUGGAGCUGGUUCCUGCUGCCGACCCUCUGCCUCCGGCCCACGGGGGCAGCCCAGCCGCGCGGCGUGCUUGCCUCGGCCAACUGCGAGCUCAAGCCCCAACAAAGUGAGUUGAAUUCCUUUUUGUGGACCAUAAAGCGAGACCUGCUGUCUUACUUCUUUGGCACAAUCCAUGUCCCGUAUACCCGGGUUUGGGACUUCAUCCCUGACAACUCCAAGGAGGCUUUUCAGCAGAGCAGCAUUGUGUACUUGGAGCUGGACCUCACGAACCCCUACACCAUCUCGGCCCUCACCAGCUGUCAGAUGCUGCUGCAGGGCGAGAACCUCCAGGACGUGCUCCCCAGGGACAUCUACUGCUGCCUCAAGUGCCAUCUGGAGUACGUCAAGCUCACGAUGCCCUCCUGGAUGACCCCAGACCAACAUGGCAAGGGCCUCUAUGCAGACUACCUCUUCAGUGCCAUCACGGGGAACUGGGAGAGGAAGAGGCCCAUCUGGGUGAUGCUCAUGGUCAACUCCCUGACUGAAGUGGACAUUAAGUCCUGCGGGGUGCCGGUCUUAGACUUAUACCUUGUCCAGGAGGCUGAGCGGCUGAGGAAACAGACUGGGGCUGUGGAAAAGGUGGAAGAGCAGUGCCAUCCGCUAAAUGGGCUGAACUUUUCACAGGUCAUCCUUGCCUUGAACCAGAAGCUCCUGCAGCAGGAAAGCCUGUGAGCAGGCAGUGUCCAGAUACCCUACACGAUGAAGGAUCUCAUCAAGCACUAUAACUGUGGCGACCUCAGGUCCAUCAUCUUCAGCCACGACAGCUCCCAGGUUCCCAAUUUUAUUAAUGCCACACUACCACCACAGGAGUGUGUCACUGCUCAGGAGAUCGACAGCUACUUCCGCCAGGAGCUCAUCUACAAGCGGAAUGAGAGAAUGGGGAAGCGGGUGAAGGCCCUUUUGGAGGAAUUCCCUAACAAGAGCUUUUUGUUUGCCUUUGGAGCUGGUCAUUUCAUGGGCAACAACACAGUGCUUGAUGUUUUGCGGCGUGAAGGGUAUGAGGUAGAACACGCCCCCGCUGGACAACCCAUCAACAAGGGGAGGAGUAAAGCACCCUCCCCGAAUCCGGCCCUCUCGGCCAUCUUUGCUCCGGAAGUCCCCGCCCCGACACCGCCAGUACCGGAAGCUGGCUCUGAGGCGCCCUUACUGUUGCCGCCACACGCGUCCUCAUCCGGAAGUGCCGACCUGCCCAUCUAGGCGGAGCGGAAGUUCCGGAAGAAGUGGAGGAGGCUGCUGCGAAGGCAACAGCUCCGGGAGUUCAGUGAGCUGUGGGUCCGCCUGGAGGAGAGUGCUGUGGUCCCACAUCUCCAGGUGCCCAUCCUGGACAGGCAUAUCUCCACUGAGCUGCGGUUCCCUCGCCAGGGGCAUUUCCACCAUAGCCAGAUGGUGGCCAGCCAUGCCUGCCUGUCUCUGUGGACUCCUGUGUUCUGGGUGCUGGUGCUGGCUUUGCAGACAGACUCCCCUCCUGUAAUGGCUGGGGCAGCCAGGCCACGACCUUGACCCUGGGACUUGACGGACGGCCGUCCUGCGCUCCAUACUCUGCCCUGGCCUUGACAGGCCCAACCCAGGAGAUUCAGGAUAAAUGCCAUUAUUGACUCUUCUCUUCCUAAGGAAUCACUUAGGGUAUUCAACAUGCUGGGGGGAGGUGUACAGUUUUGUAACAUAGCUAUGAAUGAGUUAUAUGAAAAUAAUAAAAUGUUUUUCUGCGUAGACUUCUUUCCCCCACAAUGUGUAUGUAUCAGGCAAACAACUCUUGGUCACAUCCUCUGAGGACUAUCACUGCUUCACUCCAGCGCUCUACUCAGCUGCGACUUUGGAUCCUUUCAUGUGCUGGCCUUGGAUCCUGGCCCUUUUCUUUUUUCUGCUGCUCUUCCUCCCUGUAAGUGCCUGGUUGUGGAUGCAGGGGAGUCAGCAGGCUGUGGCAUCUUUGUUCUGCUCCUGCCUAUUCAAAAGCUGGUGAAUACUGGGCUCUGACCAGUACUUUGCUUC